This is a messenger RNA of Lucilia cuprina (Australian sheep blowfly), 2537 nucleotides long. RefSeq names its product ras GTPase-activating protein raskol. The transcript has 2 exons. Lineage: Eukaryota; Metazoa; Arthropoda; Insecta; Diptera; Calliphoridae. The record is from RefSeq and is a predicted model, not a curated record. Bases 190 to 2220 code for a protein of 676 amino acids.
UUUGAACAACAAGGCGGUAGUAAAAAAGUGAAUAUUUGUUUAUUCAAAUAAAAUAAUGCUGUUAAGUGUAUUUAACAUAAAAUUGACAGUUUAAGGACAAGUUUAUCCUAGCCAUAAAAGGAUAAAAGUUGUUUUAAUAGUUUUCUUUACUGAAGUAAUAUAUAUUAAAACUUAAUCAAACUGGCUCACAUGGCAAUGCAUCAUAAUUCCAUGUUUCCGGGUACGGCAACAAAGUUUCAAACACGGCCAGCAUCGCCACAAUUUGCCAGCUUUUCGCCGCCCUCUGAUUAUCCACAUGUUCAGGCUCAAGCAACUGUACAUUUGCAUAAUCAACAACAACAACAGCAGAAACACCUUCAGCAGCAACAACAACUACAACAAAUGCAACAACAUCAUCUGCCACAGCAACAAUAUCCAUCUCAUGGUAUGUCCAUGCGUCAUCCCGGCAAGAGCAUGAAUGCCGGCAGUAGUAUUAAAUCUCGUUCAAAUUCUUCAUCCGCUCAUCAUAUGGUGAAUUCAAAUACUAUGACGGGUGGCAUGUUGGCAACUAUGUCGAGUGGUGGUAGUUUGGGCCAUCAUCGUGGUGAUUUAAUAUUUCCUGACGAAAUGGAUAGUAUAGAAUUUUGUAUGCCUCCAGCACCAGGACCUUCAAAUGGCAUGGGUCAUGGUGUAAGCAGUGAAAUGUUGCUGGUACAUGGCAAGAAUGGCUUAUGUACGGGUGAAGCCUUUACAGAGAGACGAAGGAGAGGCCACAGUAGGCGCAGCAAUCAUAAAAUGGAUGUAGAACAGCAGGUUAAAUGGUCUCGUAAAAAUAUUGCUGCCACCAUGGAACGUUUCGAACCUACGCAACACCAUUCCUCUUCAUCGACUUCGUCGCUUGAAUAUGGUUUCGCCGCCAGCGUUGUAACACCUUCAUCGACACCAUCACACCAUUCGCAGCAGCAAAUUUCACCUGCACCCUCUCAAACUUAUCAAGGUGGAGCUGCGGCAGUAGCAGCAUCGAGUAAUUCUGCUGGUCCUUCGGGUUCUACACCCUACAAUCAUGUUUAUUCUUAUGCUUACUAUGAACCAGGCGCUGCAAAAUGUCACAUUAAUAUACCGCAAAAGGAUGAAGCUUCGGCCAUUGUACCAGCCCCAUUGAUAAGUGCCGCACCUCCUUCCAAAAGUCCAACCCGCAAUUCCAUUAGAGCAUUACUGGCUAAAAGUUUUCGUUCAAAAUCGAAUAGUGGCCAAUCGACAUCUUCUUCGCCCAGCGGCACUGAUGAGAGACAUACAUAUACCACUCGUUACGGUACAACUGAAAACCUUUACGAGGAGGUUAAUGAUCAGAAAAUACGUAAAGUCUUGUCCGAUAAUCGCAUAGCGACAUCCAAUGUUAAGGAAGAGCUUAGAAGAGUUCAGCACAAUCACUUUCGGGUAUUAGAUGAAUUGAAUUUGUCAUUGGAAGCUUUGAUUAUGCCUGAAACCCCACCCGAUGUAAGUCCCAAUCAAGUGGAAGAUGAUGAAGGUCCUUCUACUAGUGCUGCAGCGGCGGCAGUAGCAUCGGCAACAUCUAGGGCAUCUGUAUCCUCUGGUUCUCAUAGGGGACCACGUCGUGGAGGUUUGUUGGGAGGUGCCGCUUCCUCUUCUUCAUCCACAGUGUCUUCUUCACAGCAGCGUACCUUAUCUCACGCCAGCCUAGAAAAUCUUUCUUCAACUCUAAACUCCAUCGAACUGAAGGAUCACACCCACAGUUCUUGUAUAAAUCCUGAGUUUGAUGAGGGUGACCUCGAUAGUGGCUUCAGUGGUAGUGGCAGUAGCAGUGGUGCGAGUUAUAAUGAAAGUCUGCGCUACUAUAAAACAGGACCAACGCCAAGUCAUCAGCACCACAACCACCACGCCCAACAACAUCAACUGCACCAGCAUGCUGGUCAGCAUCAUCUUAUACAACCCACCACUUUACCCCACAAUAUGCGUAGUUGUCGAUCAUCAACUGCAUCCGGUACAUCGACUUCCAAAAGUAGUAUGGUUUCAUCCGAGGAUCAGGGCAUUGGCAUGAUGACUUCUUUGGGUAGCUGUGGAACAGCUGUUACCUCACCAGCAAAUGGUCAUUUACUAGCGUCGCCCUUUAACUUCGCCCGCCGUAGCUCCGACACACAACGGGCAUCCGGCCGCUCAGCCUCUGAUUCCUCUGCGACGGGUGCUAAACCGAAAAAAAACUUUUGGAAACUAAAACCGUGAUGCUGUAAAAAGGCUUUACGUAAACUCUGCAAAAAAUGGAGUAUAGUGGUGGUAAGUUAUUAUUAAGUUAAGCAUUUACAACAAGUGAUGUAACUGUAACAAAUCAUAAAAAUACAUAAAAUAUUCUAAAAAAAAAAAUAUUACUAUUAUACUAUUAUUAAUUAUAUUAUUAAAAAACGAAAUGCAUUUUUAGUUAAACUAAGCAUACAUGUAUUUGUUAAUUUAAAAAUAAAAUAACUAAAGUAAAACACAAAACCAUUAAACUAUCAAAACGAAUGUGAAUAAUAAAUCUAUUGAAUUUUUUGAGUUAAACAAAA